CACCACCACUUAGUAAUUUCCAACGAUCUCUAUCUACAAACAUUCAUAAACUCUUACUCUCUCCAAAAAUGAAGCUCUCUCUGCGUUUUCUCUCAGUCCUUCUCCUGAUCGCUUUCAUGGUUCUUGCUACCACUGCAGAGGUGAGUCCGUUGGAUAAUAAAAUAUGCAAGACAAGGAGUGAUCGUUUCUCAGGAGUGUGCAUAAGCACAAACAAUUGUGCCAUCAUCUGCCAACAAUUCGAGCACUUUGAUGGCGGUCACUGCGAAUUCGAUGGAGCCUUCCGUCGUUGUAUGUGCACCAAACAAUGUUGAUUCAAUACUCUCUAUUUGAUCAUUGUUUCUAUAUAAUAAUAAGGGACACACUUUGUUAAUUUGUGUCCUCUCUCCAUAUAUACUAUAUACUAUCUCAUUAUUUAAGAAAUUUAAUGGAUUUUUAAUAAUA
This is a messenger RNA of Arabidopsis thaliana (thale cress), 441 nucleotides long. It is a transcript of the gene LCR73, whose product is annotated as low-molecular-weight cysteine-rich 73. NCBI's taxonomy places the organism in Eukaryota, Viridiplantae, Streptophyta, Magnoliopsida, Brassicales, Brassicaceae. The transcript is spliced from 2 exons. The record is from RefSeq and is marked reviewed. Gene Ontology annotation, cellular component: extracellular region. Bases 69 to 311 code for a protein of 80 amino acids. Gene Ontology annotation, biological process: defense response.